CCAGCUUCGAUUUUUUGGUGUCCGGUCGUUCUCAUUGCUUGCAUUAUUGAACGUCCUGACAUCGCUAUCGCCUUCAUAGUUCUAAUCUUAUGAUCGUCUUUCGUUCAACUGCCGCACUGAUUUCUCAUCUCACGAUCGCUCGGACUGCACUCUAACGCCGCGAAUCUCGGAAACCACUCGGUUUUAGUAUCUGCUCGAUAUCCUCGAAUCGCCAGCGAUCUCUGUGUUACCUGCUUUGACCAUAUCUGCUUCGUAUGCAGGAGAUGUCUACCUUUUUUUGUCGCUGAUUCAACCCUUACUCGAUCAAAGUCUUCGGCACAAAGCUUGCUCGUUCAGAUCGGUCAGGGACACCUUUGCUGCGGUAGCGCGGCCUGUAUACCCCAUUCCCACACGAUCUCCUCAGAUUGAGGUUUCGGGGCCAUGGUUGGGACUUUGCCAGCGGGGCACACCCCGUCGCAUGUGCAAUCGUCACUCCCCUCAUUACCAGCCCAUCUACAAUCCGAUACCCAUCUUACCGCACAUUUAGCCAGUCGCUUCCAUGUCGGCCUACCCACCGCGCGGCUUUCCUCCCACGCACUAAUCAGCUUAAACAACUACACCUCAUCUUCGAAAGGUCCUGAUGGCGGGAAAGAAGGUAGUGCUAUGGGCGAGACCGAGGACCUCGCUCGGAGGGCUUAUACUCGGCUCGGUGCUCGAGGAGAGAACCAAGCGAUUGUUUUCCUAGGCGAGAGUGGCGCCGGUAAAACGACUCUUCGGUCUCACCUUCUCUCAUCAUUCCUCUCCUUUUCGUCCACUCCGCUGUCAUCAAAACUGUCCUAUGCCGCUUUCAUUUUCGACACCCUCACCACAACCAAGUCAUUGACGACACCUACCGCGUCAAAAGCUGGAUUGUUCCUGGAACUGCAAUAUGAUGCGUCCUCCUCCGUUAACCCGACUCUAAUAGGUGGAAAGAUCAUCGACCACAGACUUGAGCGUAGUCGGAUUGCUUCGGUUCCCACGGGCGAACGUAGCUUCCAUGUUCUAUAUUAUCUGCUUGCAGGAACAAGCGCCGCGGAGAAGGCACAUUUGGGCUUGGACAGCCCUAUUCAUGUUACAACUGCAGGUGGUAGGCUUUCGUCUGCUGAUCACAAGAGAUGGAGGUACUUGGGCCACCCGACUCAGCUGAAAGUCGGGAUCAACGAUGCGGAUGGUUUCCAGCACUUCAAGACCGCUUUGAGGAAGUUGGAAUUCCCUCGGAGUGAAAUCGCUGAGAUCUGUCAAAUCUUGGCUGCUAUCCUCCACAUCGGCCAGCUUGACUUUGGCAGCGGCCAGGCUACGCUCACUGGGGCAGAGGAGUCUGGUGGAUAUUCUCAUGAAGGUGGCGAGACCGUUACUGUUGUCAAGAACAAAGAUGUCCUCUCCAUCAUCGCCGCGUUCCUCGGUCUUGGAGUCGGGGAGUUGGAGGCCAGCUUCGGUUACCGGACCAAGACCAUCCAUCGGGAGCGUGUUACUGUCAUGCUUGAUCCCAAGGGAGCGCGACGAAGUGCAGAUGAGCUCUCGCGCGUUCUGUACUCUCUGUUGGUUGCCUACGUUAUCGAGAAUGUGAACCAGAGAAUAUGUGCUGCUGAGGACAGUGUCGCCAACACAGUGUCGAUUAUUGAUUUCCCCGGAUUUGCUCAAGCCUGUUCUACUGGUUCUACCCUUGACCAGCUUCUGAACAACGCCGCCUGUGAAUCGUUGUACAACUUCUGCCUGCGGUCAUUCUUUGACCGGAAAGCGGACAUGUUAGAACGCGAAGAAGUUGCCGUGCCCGCAACGAGCUAUUUCGAUAACACUGAUGCUGUUCGUGGGCUGCUGAAACAAGGUAACGGACUGCUCAGCAUCCUAGACGACCAAACAAGACGCGGGCGGACGGACGCUCAAUUUGUGGAAGCCGUGCGGAGAAGAUUCGAAAAUAAGAACCCUGCUAUCACUGCUGGGGCGUCAGGCUCUGGGAAUGGAUACGGUAUGGUUUCACAGAAUGCUCGCUCAUCAUUCACCGUGAAACACUUUGCCGGAGAGGUCGACUACUCUGCUACAGGACUACUAGAGGAGAAUGGCGAAGUUAUCUCUGGUGAUUUGAUGAACCUCAUGAAGUCUACCCGAAGCGAUUUCGUUAGGGAGCUCUUUGGUCAAGAAGCCUUGCAGACCGUGGCCCAUCCCAAAGAGAAGACUGCGAUCAUGCAAGCUCAAGUCAGCUCCAAGCCGCUACGAAUGCCUAGCAUGGCUAGGCGCAAGACCAGUCCGGCUUCACGGCUCACGUUUGACGCUACACCAGCCGAGGAUCCGUAUGAGACCGAAAGCCAAACGGGCAGUUCAGCCAAGAAUUCUUCGGCCAAGAGGAAAAGCGGCAUGCUCAUGGGUGGCAUGCAGUGCGCAGCCGGGCAGUUCCUAUCAUCUCUUGACAUUGUGAACAAGUGCUUGACCUCCGGCAAUCUGAAUCCCUACUUCGUCUUUUGCUUGAAACCAAACGACCGGCGCAUCGCCAACCAAUUUGACAGCAAGUGCGUGAGGACCCAAAUACAAACACUGGGCAUUGCGGAAAUCAGUCAGCGGCUCCGAAACGCCGAUUUCAGCGUCUUUUUACCAUUUGCCGAGUUCCUUGGUCUUGCGGAGGUGGGCAACGUGGUGGUUGGCAGCGACAAAGAGAAGUCAGAAGUAGUCUUGGAUGAGAAGCGCUGGCCCGGCAACGAAGCUCGGGUCGGCAGUACAGGAGUGUUCCUCAGCGAACGGUGCUGGGCGGACCUCGCCAAAGUGGGUGAGCGUGUCAUUCCCUCCUUUGCCGCCGAGGACGAUGGCGGCGAUGCACUCCUCCAUCCUCGGACUGCCAACUACGCAGAUUCCAAGGUUCGACUCCUCAAUCCUUCCGACCAUUCACCCGGCGCAUACAUCUACGGCGAUGAAUCGAAGCAAGCAUCCAAUACUAGUCGGGAUUUUGACGGACGCUCUGACGCCGGUUACUCGGCGUUUAAUUCGGGCGAUAUGUUUCACAACUUGGAGACCAGGGAACAGAUGCUGGAAAAGGGUAAUGAAAAACAGAUGGAAGAGGUCGACGAAGUGCCAGUAUCCGGCAGUCGAAAGCGCUGGAUGGCCAUCGUUUGGCUGCUCACAUUCUACAUCCCAACCCCUGCCAUUCGAUACAUCGGUCGGAUGAAGCGCAAAGACAUCCAAAUUGCAUGGCGUGAAAAGUUCGCAAUCAAUUUGCUUAUCUGGUUGGCCUGUGCUAUUGCCGUAUUCAUCAUUGUGGGAUUUCCCUCGCUCAUUUGUCCGACACAACACGUCUAUUCCCCUGCAGAAUUGUCGUCACACGAUGGCAAAGAUGGCCACAGCUCCUACACUUCGAUCCGCGGGCUUGUCUUGGAUCUUGGAGAGUUUAUGGACUCUCAUUAUCCAGGAAUCGUGCCAGACUCAGCAUUGAAGAAAUACGCUGGUGUUGAUUCCACCGCCCUUUUCCCCGUUCAAGUUUCAGCGCUGUGUCUUGGUAAGGACGGCAAUGUGGACCCAAAGGUAUUGCUCGACUACAAGCCGACGAACUUUUCUGGCUCCGUUACCUCAACCAGUUCCGGUGACCCCAACUCGGUGUACCACGAUUUCAGAUACUUCCGCGAUGACUAUCGCCCGGACUGGUAUGCCGAGCAGAUGAUCUACCUCAGGGCGAACUACUAUAAGGGCUGGAUCGGAUAUAGUUCGGAAUACCUGCACACCCUGGCCAGCAAAUCUCAAAACGUUGCAAGCAUUAACGGGAAAAUAUACGACUUGACAAGCUAUAUUGCUGGAGGUCGCCGAAUCCAAGGACGGGAGGGUGACGACACAACUGGCAUUGAUACUGACUUUAUGGAUAGCUUGGUGGUUGAUCUUUUCCAGCAGAAGGCUGGCGAGGAUAUCACGAAGUAUUGGGAAGAUCUGCCGCUUACCCCUAAAUUGCGUGUGGACAUGAUGGAUUGUCUGAACAAUCUGUUCAUUGUCGGCCAUGUGGACACUCGAAAUUCGACGCAGUGCCAGUUUGCGCGAUACUUCAUCCUUGCAAUCUCCGUCCUCAUCUGUUCGGUCAUCGUCUUCAAGUUCUUUGCAGCACUGCAAUUUGGAAAGAAGAAUGUACCUGAGAAUCUUGACAAAUUCAUCAUCUGUCAGGUUCCAGCCUAUACUGAGGAUGAAGAGUCUCUGCGCCGUGCCAUCGACUCGAUGGCCCGCAUGCAGUACGACGAUAAACGCAAGCUUCUCGUUGUCAUUUGCGACGGCAUGAUCAUUGGUCAAGGCAACGAUCGCCCUACACCUCGGAUUGUUCUUGAUAUCUUGGGUGUUCCCGAGUCAGUUGAUCCGGAGCCGCUCAGUUUUGAGAGUUUGGGUGAAGGUAUGAAACAGCACAACAUGGGUAAGGUCUAUUCCGGUUUGUAUGAGGUGCAGGGUCAUAUUGUUCCCUUCCUCGUUGUCGUUAAGGUCGGAAAGCCGUCGGAAGUCUCUCGACCUGGUAACCGCGGUAAGCGUGAUUCACAGAUGGUCCUAAUGCGAUUUUUGAACCGCGUCCACUAUAAUCUUCCUAUGAGUCCCAUGGAGCUUGAGAUGCACCACCAUAUUCGAAACAUUAUUGGAGUUAACCCAACCUUCUAUGAGUUCAUACUUCAAGUCGACGCCGAUACUGUUGUUGCGCCGGAUGCUGCAACCCGGAUGGUCUCUUCUUGUCUCAAUGAUACCCGGAUUAUUGGUGUCUGUGGAGAGACAUCGCUAACUAACGCCAAAACUUCUGCUGUCACUAUGAUUCAAGUGUACGAGUACUAUAUCUCCCACAACCUUACGAAAGCGUUUGAGAGUCUUUUCGGUUCAAUUACUUGUCUGCCUGGUUGUUUCACUAUGUACCGUAUCCGGUCCGCCGAGAGUGGAAAGCCGCUUUUCGUGAGCAAGGAAAUCGUGGAGGCGUACUCGGAGAUCCGUGUUGACACACUGCAUAUGAAGAAUUUGUUGCAUUUGGGAGAGGAUCGUUAUCUGACGACAUUGCUGCUGAAACAUCAUCCUAAGUUCAAGACCAAGUACAACUUCCGAGCGCAGGCCUAUACUAUUGCCCCAGAAAGCUGGACUGUGUUCCUUUCUCAACGUCGUCGCUGGAUCAACUCUACUGUGCACAACUUGGUGGAAUUGAUCCCUCUUCAGCAACUGUGCGGUUUUUGCUGCUUCAGUAUGAGAUUUGUGGUCUUCAUCGAUCUCAUCAGUACCAUAAUCAUGCCUGUCACUGUUGCAUACAUUGUGUACCUGAUUGUCUGGUUGGUGCGAGACACAUCAACUAUCCCCUGGACUUCAUUCCUCCUCCUUGCUGCGAUUUACGGGUUACAAGCAAUUAUCUUUAUUGUCCGCCGGAAAUGGGAAAUGAUUGGAUGGAUGAUAAUCUACAUCCUUGCUAUUCCCGUGUACUCCCUGGCUCUGCCUCUCUACUCAUUCUGGCACAUGGACGACUUCUCCUGGGGUAACACGCGUAUCAUUACUGGAGAAAAGGGCCGCAAGAUCGUCAUCUCCGACGAAGGAAAAUUCGACCCCGCGUCCAUCCCGAAGAAGAGGUGGGAGGAGUACCAGGCCGAGCUAUGGGAGGCCCAGACCUCGCGAGACGACCGGUCAGAGAUCUCUGGUAUCUCAUACGGCACCAAGUACCACCCCGCCACCCAAUCCGAAUACGGAUUCCCCGGGUCACGGCCUAUGUCACAGCUUGAGCUGCCUCGGCAUAUGUCUCGGAUGUCUCUCGCCCCGUCAGAGAUGAUGAGCCGCCACAUGGACAUGGAGCUGGAAGACGUCAACCUACCGAGCGACGACGCGAUCCUAUCAGAGAUCCGUGACAUUCUACGCACGGCCGACCUCAUGACCGUUACGAAGAAGAAUAUCAAGCAGGAGCUGGAGAGGCGGUUUGGCGUUAACCUAGACGCGAAGCGGCCGUAUAUCAAUUCUGCCACGGAAGCCGUGUUAUCGGGCAACCUGUGA
Aspergillus nidulans FGSC A4 is the source of this 5979-nucleotide messenger RNA. It is a transcript of the gene chsE, whose product is annotated as chitin synthase class Va. Lineage: Eukaryota; Fungi; Ascomycota; Eurotiomycetes; Eurotiales; Aspergillaceae. The record is from RefSeq and is a predicted model, not a curated record. The transcript is spliced from 4 exons. The coding region runs from base 421 to 5979 and encodes 1852 amino acids.